This is a messenger RNA of Balaenoptera musculus (blue whale), 2428 nucleotides long. RefSeq names its product SH3 domain containing GRB2 like, endophilin B1 (gene SH3GLB1). Gene Ontology annotation, biological process: membrane organization. Gene Ontology annotation, cellular component: cytoplasm; membrane. NCBI's taxonomy places the organism in Eukaryota, Metazoa, Chordata, Mammalia, Artiodactyla, Balaenopteridae. Gene Ontology annotation, molecular function: protein binding. The record is from RefSeq and is a predicted model, not a curated record.
CGCGCUCUCUUCCUCCGUUGGGGACCCGGACUUUUACGGCUGGGUUGCCCGGUUGUCCUCUGCAGGCCCACCGCUGCCCCUGCCGACGUUAGUGGCAGCACUACCGGAGGGGCAGGCCCUGUGUCUCGGCCGCCGCCGCCGCCUGGGCGCGCGGCCGGCUCCGAGGCGCUAGUUCUCUCCCCUCGCCCCACCCUCUCUCUCCCCCUUCACGGAAACAACAGCUGCGGCGGCGGGACUGGCGCCGCCUCCCUCCACCUACCACGUCUGCCCCCGCCACUCGCCCGGCGCCCCAGCCCGGCCGCGGCGCCUCAGCCUCCCCGCUAGGUCAGCCGGCAGCUCCGCCCGGCUGCCUCCCAGGAUGAACAUCAUGGACUUCAACGUGAAGAAGCUGGCGGCCGACGCGGGCACCUUCCUCAGUCGUGCAGUGCAGUUCACAGAAGAAAAGCUUGGCCAGGCAGAGAAGACAGAAUUGGAUGCUCACUUAGAGAACCUCCUUAGCAAAGCUGAAUGUACCAAAGUAUGGACAGAAAAAAUAAUGAAACAAACUGAAGUGUUAUUGCAGCCAAAUCCAAAUGCCAGGAUAGAAGAAUUUGUUUAUGAGAAACUGGAUAGAAACUCCAAGUCGUAUAAACAACCAGAACUUUUGGGACAAUAUAUGAUUGAUGCAGGGACUGAGUUUGGCCCUGGAACAGCUUAUGGUAAUGCCCUUAUUAAAUGUGGAGAAACACAAAAACGAAUUGGAACAGCAGACAGAGAGCUGAUUCAAACAUCAGCCUUAAAUUUUCUCACUCCUUUAAGAAACUUUAUAGAAGGAGAUUACAAAACAAUUGCUAAAGAAAGGAAACUAUUACAAAAUAAGAGACUGGAUUUGGAUGCUGCAAAAACCAGACUAAAAAAGGCAAAAGCUGCAGAAACUAGAGCAUCACAACUAAACUCAGCACGCCUUGAAGGAGAUAACAUUAUGAUUUGGGCAGAGGAAGUGACAAAAUCUGAACAGGAAUUAAGAAUAACUCAAAGUGAAUUUGAUCGUCAAGCAGAGAUUACCAGACUUCUGCUAGAGGGAAUCAGCAGUACACACGCCCAUCAUCUCCGCUGUCUGAAUGACUUUGUAGAAGCCCAGAUGACUUACUACGCACAAUGUUACCAGUACAUGUUAGACCUCCAAAAGCAACUGGGAAGUUUUCCAUCCAUUUAUCAUUGUAACAACAACCAGACUUCUGUGGCACCUAUACCAUCUGCUUCAUCAAACGUGAUUGGUUCUUCUGCCUUGACUUCAACAAGUGGCCUAGUAAUCACCUCUCCUUCCAACCUCACUGACCUUAAGGAAUGCAGUGGCAGCAGGAAGGCCAGGGUUCUGUAUGAUUAUGAUGCUGCAAACAGUACUGAAUUAUCACUUCUGGCAGAUGAGGUAAUCACUGUUUUCAGUGUCGUUGGAAUGGAUUCAGACUGGCUAAUGGGGGAAAGGGGAAACCAGAAGGGCAGGGUGCCAAUUACCUACUUAGAACUGCUCAAUUAAAUAGGUGGACUAUGAAAAGAUACACCGUAUUUAUAUACAAUUAACUCUUAAUAAAGCAGGUUUAAGUAUCUUCCAUGUUAAUGUCUUAAGAGACUGAAAAGAAAAUACUAGCCAUCAAACUGGCCUUUCUGCCAAGAAAAUUGCAUGGUAAAUAUUUCAUUACAGAAUUUAUGUUAAAGCUUUCAUGCCAAGAAUGUUUUCUUACAAAAUUCUCUUUCUACUGAGGUUUCACUAAUAAGUAGCUUCUACUUUUGAGCCCCAACUUAAAGCAGAACUCUUUUCUACUGAAUUUUUCAUUAAUGGCAAGCUUUUUCUUUUACGUAAAAUAAAUUUAUUGUGAAUUGAUACGUGACUCAUUUAUUAGGUAUAAGUAAUAGCCAAAGAAUAAAGUUAAAAUUUGUUUUUAACUGUUGGUCUAAAAAGAGCUCUAGGAUGUAAACCUCUUUUGUAAAAAAUAUAAUGUUUCUGAAUGUUUUCAUAAACAGAAAUGCAGUUAUACCAUGUUUACCUUGUUUUCCAGCAGACAUGGAAUGAUUACAAUAUUCUAGUUCAGUGAGUUAUUCUGAGGGUUUUUUGUUUUAUUAAACACUACUGAAUGAUUUCUUAAGCGUAACUAGUCCUUGAGAAGUAUUACCGUAUUUCUCUAGUACAUUUGCGUUUAAGGUUCUAAAACAUCUGGGACAAAUUCAAUUCACUAAAUAAUGUUUUUAAGAUUGUUCAAUUGGUACUGUUUAAUCCAUAAUCAGAAUUGGAUCUGUUAAGAAGAUACUGCAGUAAAGAGAAUUUGUUCUUAUUGAACAACAAAUCCUUAUAAAAAUGGAUUAGCACAACUGUGUUCAUUAUAGAGUAAAUUGUAUGCAAACAAUACACUUUUGGUUACUUUGAGCCUACAAAUAAAAUUUUGAAAAUUUA